Messenger RNA from Porites evermanni, 4073 nucleotides. The record is from the annotation of a GenBank genome assembly. Lineage: Eukaryota; Metazoa; Cnidaria; Anthozoa; Scleractinia; Poritidae.
CAGUCAGUCAACAGACUGUUAACUACAACAGGUAUGGCCAUGGACGUAGAGGGUAAGUCUUGUUCUUAAUACGUAAAUAAGAAAACGUAGGUUUGUAAGCCUCUCUUUAUCAGUAUCACCAAAGACAAUAGCAUUUUACAUUUCACCAGUACAAACAAUGGCAGACAUUAACCUCGUGGAAUAGUGGCCUUGCAAAUGUUGUUACAAUAUGUGCCACGGAACAGGGGUUUCAUAAACAUUAUUUAUUACGCUUGCAAACGUUUAAACACGAUGGUGCGAUUUCAUUUCAGCAUCUAUGAAAUUACGGGACCAAAGAAUGAAGACGGCAUAAUCUCAUACACAAUAAUGUAUUUGAUAUAUUUGGCGGCGAUGUAAAAACCUUUGCCAUGUCUAGGUUACUCCACUUUACUCCAUUGUUGGUUUUCACAGUGGCGUCAUCAAAUUGCAAAGUCAAAAUAGUGAGGUUUUACGGAUUCUUAUGUACACUAGGUUGACGAUAAAUAAAAAAUAAAUUUUUGUACAAGUUUCCAGCCCCGAAGCAUGGUUCAUUUUCGAAAAUACAGCAACUUGAACUUCCGAGUUUUCACGGUGCGUGACUCCGUGAGGGUCUUGACAAACUGGGAGCCAGCGAGCCAUGCGAGUCACGCGAGGCAUGGGUAAAAUAAAAAGGAAACACAAGUAAAAACUGCAAAUUUACAGAUGAGGAGUUGAGCACUCAUUAUACUGAUUAGGGUUAAGCUUUCAUUUUACGGAUUAGGGUUCAUAGGCACUCAUUUUAGGGCUGGGGUUAAGCGCUGUUUACGGUUAAACACUUAUUUACGACGGUUAGCGUUCAGUUAAUGUUUUUCGUAUUACUGUUUUCGAUUUUUAUGGUGUUUUUUUUCACUGAUUCUUCAAUGGAAUGCAUGGCUCGCAUGACUCGUUGGCUCGCAUUUUAUACUCCAGAGGUUUUUGUUGAUUUCCGGCGGCCAUAUUGGUGGACCAAAACUGUCCACCGAUAUGGCGCCUCCAUACGAAGCUCUGGCAAACGUGCGUGAAACGUUUCGGCAAAUAACUCAGAAACUGUGGGCCACAAAGACCUGAGACUUGGAAAAUUGUUAUAUAUUACUCUUUUACAACAUCUCAUUUUCUUGGCUUCUUCCACUGGACGGUUUCUAAUUUUUUUUGUGUGCCGUGUCUAUUGCGUAACAGUGAAAACGAAUAGACCUUGUCACGGUUUUCGACGCCAUCUUGACGAGAAGGCGAACGCGUGAGAAAUUACAGUGUUUGUAUGUCUAUUGUGUCAGUGAUACUUUUUUACGUCUUUUUUUCUUUUAAGUCGCAUGAGUAGUUCGCGUAACUCCAAACGAUCAACCGACCCUCGUUUUUCUAAAUCAACUAUCUAUUCUUUCACUUCUUGAUAACAAGUGACCUCAGGCUAGAGCGACCGGAGUGAAGAGAACGUGGCGUGGUUUAUCCGAUAUGGCUGCCCGCCUUAGAAGUUCAAACGUCGAAUUUCACAUGUGCCCAACUUAAUUCCUACUUUAGUCGACUAAAAUAGUUAAAUACGGCAUCUGAUUCAAACGUCGAAUUUAACUCUAUGAACUCCGUCAAAUCUAACUCUGUUCGCUGUCAAUAUUCCCCGUCUCUCUAUAUGAAUAGGGAGUUUUAGCAACGACGACGGCGACGGCAACGAGUGACGUCAAAAAAGCAAUAGGUUUAUUACGCAAGACAACAACUUUGCACGUGCAUCACGCUUUUUUGUACAUUUCUUUACCGUCCUUGCACGACUACGACGUGAAAAUGCCUAAUUGCAAGUUUUAUGGAGAACGUAAACAAGCGACGACUUAUCUGUUUUUUUCUCUCUAAACUUGAGUGUGGUCCUCAAGAAAUCAACUCCAGGGAAAUUCGCCUACACUUGCCAUUUUCAGCAAAUUGGAAUAAACGCGACAAAGAUUGAAAAAACGGGAAUUCAUUUUAAAACUGACGUGUUCGCUGCCGUUGCCGUCGUCGAUGCUAAAGCUCCCUAAUUAUAAUAAUUUACUAAAAUCCAUGCAUUAAGUUCGGCACAUGUGAAAUGCGACGUUUGAAUCAAAAGCUGAGUCGAACCAAAGUCGAAUCUUCGACUGUAUCAGUCGCAGAAACGGCGAAAGUCACCGGUGGAAUUUAAAUUGAUUCAAAUGUCGCAUUAAUACCAGUCGGGGUUUAUCAGGGUCAAAAUUCAGUUUUCCUGUUCUGUUGGCUGUUGUGCUAUUUUGUUGUUUUGUUAUGAUGUUUUCUCAUUCUGCUAUAACAUUCUAUCGUUCUGUUGUUCUGGCCUAAUGUGCAGUUAUCAGGUUAUGCGAUUCUGUUGUGCUAUUGUGCUAUUUUGUUGUUUUGUAAUGUUGUUUUGUCUAUCGUUCUGUUAUGAAUUAAAUUCCGUCGUUCUGUUAUUUUGGCUAUUCUCUCUCCUUCCUGCCUAAUGUUCAGUUAUGCGGUUCUGUUGUUCUGUUAGGCUAUUUUGUUUCGUUUUGUUGAAUUGUUAUGCUGUUUUGUCACUCUCUUUUACCAUAGUCUGUCGUUGUGUUUUGCUGUUUUACUAUUCUAUCUCUCACGACCCACCCUAAACGCUAGAACUACUUACCAGUCUAUGUUAACCGACUGAAUACGAGCUGAAAAAAUAAUGAAAGACUAAUUAGAUUCACGUUGCAAGAGUUUUCCUUUUCCUCGCCUUUUUCUUGGACUUUUUAAGAUGUUGCAUUUCACUGCCGUGUCGAUCUCGUCGACACGUUCUAUUUACACAAUUCAAAUAUAGAUCAAAAGGUCGGUCCCCCAUUUGUCUCAUCAGUACCUGUUCCUGCCCGGUUUAUUUUUUAAAACUUAUAAUAUACAUAUCUUAAGUCACAUCGAGAAUUGUAGUAAUCGAGAAUUUAUUUAAUGUAAUCGGUAGUAGUAGUACAUGAACUUAGAUAUUUUAUACACGAGGUCGAACGAGGUAGGCUAUAUAUUCUCUUAAGCUGAGAUGAUCAUCACGAGUCAAGUAUCGAAUUCAUUGAUUGACACGGUAUAUGACAGGUAGCUCUACUGCCUUACUUUUGACGUCGUUAAAACAUUUCAGGUGGGUAGAAAACGACCUAACCGACAACAAAGACAACCAUUGCAAUCUCAAUUCUUUCCUGCCAAUCGACAGCAAACUGCAAAGCAACCGGCACCAUUCGUUUCAGUAAAAAUUAUAACCAAGUUAAGUUUAUCACUUCACACUAGUGCGUGAAUUAGAAUUAUCACCAUCGCAGGUGCCGGAUUGGACAAAACGUACACAAUUAACUUUAGUACAAGAGUGUGACGGCAAAAAUACAGGUCUGUUUUUUCUAUGGUUGUGGAUCUUAUAAAUUUUGCCCUGGUACAAAUAUUGCAAGUCACUACCGAUAUAAGAGGGUGGCUUUCCUAUAGUAACAACAAAUUAUUCAUUGCUCUUGACUCGGCACAAAUGCAGUAAUGAAUUUGUAGCGGGAUAAGGCGUAGGAUUUUGGCCUAUUCUCGUGAGAACCUGGCGCACUAAAGUACACAGUAUAUAAGGUUGCAAAAGUGUCAGUAGAUAAAAAAGGAAAAGGAUAGAACAAUCGGCAAACAGGGUGAGAAAUUUCAUGCAGAAAGCAACUUUUACCAGGAUAAAUCAGGAAAUCCUGCAAUGCAUUGCUACACGAAAUUGGUUAUACGUUCCUUUCCUAGAUACGUAACAGUGUGCUGCUCAGCAACACCGUAACUGUAACGAGACAGACCUUCUUUUGGAAUGUGCAUCAGAUGUCUUACUAGUAGUUCAGUGCAGGGCAUUGAAAUAUGAAAAAAAAACGAGCCAGCUUUAAUAAGAAGGUGGUAUCUUUUAAGUAAUUUGAUGACAAAAUUUCUAUUAGAGAAUUAUAAAUUACACUACAUUUUUUUUUUCAGAGAACUCACUAUCAACAUCCAUGCUAUCAAAAAAUGAGAGAAAGUUUGAAGUCCUGGUGGCCACAGAUUCAGGGGGAUGGAACACAACUACAAAUAGAGUGCUGACAAGUCACUUGGUCAAGAAUAAGAAACUCCACGUCAGAGCAUUUAUCUCUAAAAACCACCCUAGA